Dunckerocampus dactyliophorus (ringed pipefish) is the source of this 9394-nucleotide messenger RNA. RefSeq names its product son of sevenless homolog 2 (Drosophila) (gene sos2). Bases 730 to 4818 code for a protein of 1362 amino acids. Gene Ontology annotation, molecular function: guanyl-nucleotide exchange factor activity; protein heterodimerization activity. Gene Ontology annotation, cellular component: plasma membrane. NCBI's taxonomy places the organism in Eukaryota, Metazoa, Chordata, Actinopteri, Syngnathiformes, Syngnathidae. Gene Ontology annotation, biological process: positive regulation of GTPase activity; Ras protein signal transduction. The transcript is spliced from 22 exons. The record is from RefSeq and is a predicted model, not a curated record.
UGGAACAUCUCAGACUUCCCAAAGCAAACCAAAAACAAUCCCGGCUGCGCCCCCUUCGUCUUCUUCUCCGCUAGCAGACGUGCCCCAACCCCCGGGACUUGCCCUUACCUUCACUCGUCUGUGGACUUGUUUUUGCUGUGGGGGGAGUUUGUCGGCUGGAUUUGAAGCACCCACCCAGAGAAGAUGUCCGGGUGUGAAACGGGCCCCGGAGAAAGCGUGCCUUGCUUGGAACAAGUAGAGGCCAGCAGCGGCUUGUAGCAGCAGUUAGCUCCGCCAGCUAGCGUUAGCAUGCUAGCGUCACAGGUGUCUUCUUAACGCAGUAAAUAAGCAAACGUGUAGCUCCGCUUACUGGGCAGCGGGUUUCUCCCCUCAGUGGCAAAACUUUAUUUCGACUAUAUGUGCCUAGAAUAAUUGUCUUUCAUAGCUCAUUAGCCACUUUGUUAUUAGCCAUUAGCUUUCUAGUGUUUACUCCUAGCCUCGUUAGCCGCCAAACUAGCGAGCUGACUACGAGCUCCAUGUGCUGUUCAUUCCCAAUGUAGCAAAUUUCCCCCUAUUUUUUGUAACACUCCGGGCUAGCACCGUAACGCACCACACUAGCCAGCCUGGACCUUCCCUGUCGUGCCUGCCCUGGACUGACCCACCCACAAACGGAGCUAACUAUCCGCCGGGGCCGAUGCUGACAGUUCAGGCCGGAGCACGGCAACGCCAGGAGCCGCCACCCCCGCCGCGAUGCAACCCCAGCAGAUCUAUGACUUUUCCAGUGACGAGAACAGUCACAAGUGGAGAGGCCUUUUUGUACAGGCUCUACGUAAGGUGCAGAAGCAGGUCCACCCAAACCUCCUGGCGAAGGAGGACGCCCUCCAGCACAUUGAGGAGCUGAUCCUGCAGCUGCUCAACAUGCUGUGUGUGGCGCAGCCUCGCUCGGUGCAGGACGUGGAGGAGCGAGUCCAGAAGACCUUCCCCCACCCUAUAGACAAGUGGGCCAUCGCCGACGCUCAGUCGGCCAUUGAGAAACGAAAGAGGAGGAAUCCCUUACUUCUCCCUGUGGACAAAAUACACCCGCUGCUUAAGGAGGUUCUGGGCUACAGAGUGGACUACCACGUGUCUUUGUACAUUGUGGCCGUUCUUGAGUACAUAUCGGCAGACAUUUUGAAACUGGCGGGCAACUACGUGGGCAAUAUUCGGCACUACGAGAUCAGCCAGCAGGACAUUAAAGUGUCCAUGUGUGCAGACAAGGUGUUGAUGGACAUGUUCGACCAGGAGGAGGACAUCGGCUUGAUGUCGCAGUGCACCGACGAGCCCUCGUCUUCGGGUGAGUUGACAUACGACGACCUGGUGAGGCUGGAGAUUGCCGAGGAGCGCCAGUACCUGCGGGAGCUGGACCUCAUCAUCAAGGUGUUCCGCCACCACUUCCUGUCCAACUCCAAGAUCUUCACGCCUCAGGAUGUGGAGGUGAUCUUCAGUAACAUCCUCGACAUCCACGAGCUGACCGUGAAGCUGCUGGGCCUGAUCGAGGAUGCCGUGGAGAUGACGGCUGACGGCAGCCCGCACCCGCUGGUGGGCAGCUGCUUCGAGGACCUUGCUGAGGAGCAGGCGUUCGACCCCUACGAGACACUGUCCCAGGACAUCCUCAGCAGGGACUUCCACGAGCACUUCAACAGCCUGAUGGCCCGACCCACCGCGGGCCUCUACUUCCAGUCUGUAGCAGAAGGCUUCAAAGAGGCCGUCCAGUACAUCCUUCCGCAGCUUAUGAUGGUGCCUGUGUACCACUGCAUGCACUACUUUGAACUCCUGCAGCAACUCCAGGAGCGCAGUGAGGACCAGGACGACAGGGAAUGUCUCAAGCAGGCCAUCACGGCACUGCUCAACCUGCAGUGCAGCGUGGAGCGCAUUUAUGCCAAACAGCAACCUCGGCGAAAACCCGGUGAGCCCAUGUACCGCCUGUACAGCCGGCAGGUCCGUAGCAAACAGCUGGCCAUCAAGCGCAUGAACGAGAUCCAGAAGAGCAUUGACGGCUGGGAAGGCAAGGACAUCGGCCAGUGCUGCAGCGAGUUCAUCCUGGAGGGCCCGCUCCUGCGAACCGGCGCCAAGCACGAGCGGCACAACUUCCUCUUUGACGGCCUUAUGAUCAGCUGCAAGGCCAACCAGAGCUCCCGGCUGCCGGGCUCGGGCAGUGGCGCCGAGUACCGCCUGAAGGAGAAGUUUGUGCUCAGGAAGGUCCGCAUCGUGGACCGCGAGGAUUCGGCCGAGCUCCGGCACACUUUUGAACUGAUCGGCAAAGAUGAGAACUGCGCCGUGUUCUGCGCACGCACCGCCGAGGAGAAGGCGGCUUGGAUGGCGGCGCUGGUGACCCUCCAGUACCGCUCCACGCUGGACCGCAUGUUGGACACCAUGCUGCAGCACGAGGAGCGAGCGCACCCGCUCAGGCUGCCCUCGCCCGAGGUGUACCGCUUUGCCGUGCAGGACUCUGAGGAGAAUAUCGUCUUUGAGGACAAAGUGCAGAGCAAAACGGGGAUCCCCAUCAUCAAGGCGGGCACGGUGGGAAAACUCAUCGAGAGACUCACCUACCACAUGUAUGCUGAUCCAAACUUUGUGCGCACCUUUCUGACCACGUAUCGAUCCUUCUGCAAACCGCAGGAGCUACUCACGCUGCUGAUUGACAGGAUCGAGAUCCCCGAGCCAGAGCCCACCGAGGAAGACCGACGGGCUCUCUGGAACGGUGACCAGCCCAUGGCGGCCGAGCUCCAGCGGUUUCGGAAGGAAUAUGUGCAGCCGGUGCAGCUCAGGGUCCUCAAUGUUUUCCGCCAGUGGGUGGAGCAUCAUUUCUACGACUUUGAAAACGAUCCCGAGUUGAGAAGCCGACUAGAAGAGUACAUCACAAGCAAGAUCCAGCUGCGAGGCAAGUCCAUGAGAAAGUGGGUGGAGUCCAUCAACAAGAUCAUCAAGCGCAAGCUGCAGACGCAGUCUAACGGCAUCAGUCACAACAUCACCUUUGAGAGCCCGCCCCCGCCCAUCGAGUGGCACAUCUGCCGAGCCGGCCAGGUGGACUCCUUCGACCUCAUGACCCUCCAUCCCAUUGAGAUUGCGCGCCAGCUGACUCUGCUUGAGUCAGAGCUCUACAGAGCUGUGCGGCCGUCGGAGCUGGUCGGCAGCGUCUGGACCAAAGAGGACAAAGAGAAGAACUCGCCGAACUUGCUCCGAAUGAUCCGACACACCACCAACCUCACGCUGUGGUUUGAGAAGUGUAUCGUGGAGACCAUGAACCUGGAGGAGCGAGUGGCAGUGUUGACACGGGUCAUCGAGAUUCUACAAGUCUUUCAGGAGCUCAACAACUUCAAUGGUGUGCUGGAGGUGGUCAGUGCCAUCAACUCUGUCCCUGUCUACAGACUGGACCACACCUUUGAGGCAAUACCGGAAAGGAAGAAGAAAAUCCUGGAGGACGCUGUGGAACUGAGUCAAGACCAUUUCAAGAAGUACUUAGCCAAGCUAAAGUCCAUAAACCCGCCCUGCGUGCCUUUCUUUGGUAUCUACCUGACCAACAUCCUGAAGACGGAGGAAGGCAACCCGGACUUCUUGAAGCGCCACGGCAAGGAGCUGAUCAACUUCAGCAAGAGGAGGAAAGUGGCCGAAAUCACAGGCGAGAUCCAGCAGUACCAGAACCAGCCCUACUGCCUUAAAGUGGAGCACGACAUACGGAGGUUCUUCGAGAAUUUGAACCCAAUGGGAAGCAGGAGUGAGAAGGAGUUUGCCGACUACUUGUUCAACACGUCCAUGGACAUCGAGCCCAGGAACUGCAGACAACCGCCUCGCUUUCCCAGGAAGACCGCCUACACGCUGAAAUCGCCUGGCCUCCGCCCUGUGCGAACGUCUACCUCUGGCACCCUGAAGGGCCACCCGGUGCCCCUGGAGCGGGAGCCGCCCCACAAGAUCACCUUCCGGAGUAUCGCCGAGACUGAGCCGCCCGAGACGCCGGCGUCGGCCUCAGUGCCCACCUCCCCGAACACGCCCACCCCGCCACAGUCGGCGUCCUCCGACCUCAGCUCGGUCUUCAUGGAGCACGACCUCAGCAGCUCCUAUGGCGGUGCGUUCAGGGCCGUGUGGAAGGUUUUUAAAAGUGAAGCAAGACAACCUGACCUCUUGCUUUCAACUUUUGCAGGUUCCAACUCCAUUUUUGCUCCCGUUCUCCUGCCGCCUUCAAAGUUCCAGUCUGUGUCCUGCGGAAGCCUGCACCAGCUCGGAGAGGAGCUGCUGAAGCCGCCCCCCCUACCGCCACGAAGGAAAGACACCAUGUCUGAAGCCAAACUCAGCCCCAGGUCCGACAGCCCCCCAGCCAUCCCUCCCCGGCUGCCCCCGCCGCUUCCCAGGAACCAACCUCGGACACCGGCUUACAACGGCCCCCUGGACGGCCCCCUACCCAGCCCUCCGCCGCCGCCACCUCGUGACCCUCUUCCCGAUACGCCACCGCCUGUUCCCCAGCGGCCCCCGGAGAUCUUCAUCAACUACCCCCUCAAUCUACAGCCCUCUCCUGUGGGGCGCUACCACUGGGACUUUGGCAGCUCCCCCACCUCGCCCAACACGCCGCCCAGCACACCGUCACCCCGUGUCCCACGGCGGGUCUGCGCGCUCAGCGCCAGCCAAAACAGCCUGUGGCCGCUGCCGGCCCCCAUCGUCGCCGCCGCCGCUGCACCGCCCGUGCCCCCGCGCCACAACUCCAGCCCGCAGCUCCCAAAGCUGCCGCCAAAGACAUACAAGCGGGAGCUGCUGCAAGCGCCUCUGCAGGGCCUCUCCUUGGUGGAGAACAGCGACAGCAGCCAAUGAGGUGAGCCGCCAGUGCUACUGAUCACAUUUAAUUCCGCCUCUGCAGCCACGCCUUCCCCUACUCGCCGUGAAUCUCAGGGGAUCAGUAGCUCCGCAUUCUCCACAAACCCUUUGUGCCAAUGAGACGCCGGCGUGCCCGCUCAUAAGGAGCGCCAGGACCUUUUGUUUGUUUGGUGGUUUAUUUGGGGCGGGACCAAAAAAAAAAAGUUCUCACUCUAGCCCUUCCCACCUCAGGUGCAGGGGGGUGGGGCCUCGGACUUUGUAGCUUCAACUGUUACUCUCCGCCAUGCCAUCCGCUCCACUGAGAGCGGCGGCUGGAGCAGACUUCCUUUUCACUGAAAGGUUGCCAAAGUCUUAUUUUAUGCGGGGGAGAAAAGGGAUUCCAUUUAUUUUUUUUAAAGUGACAUUAAGACCCCGCCCACAUUCUACACCUUUCUCCAACUCUACACUGUGACUGUUUAGAAGCGAGCUGCUUUCACGUUGCCUUUACGAAUCCAACAGCGGUCGCCUCCGCACGGGGAUCGCCAGUCCGCCAUUUGCACAUCGAGCUGGGGGGAGUGGGGGGCAAGGUUAAGAUCCCUUGAAGGGCGUCAGCCACGAUGUCAAACAGCGGUGACACGUCGGCGGGUUGGGGUCGGCAAAGCGGGCAGUAGCGCCAAAUAUCUACCAGAAAAGCAAAGGAGCUUUUUUUUCCCUAACCUUUUCUCUUUUUUUUUGUUUUGCUUUUGGAAAGACUGAAAGUAAGAGGGGAAAAAAAGCCACCAAUUGCGCUCGGAUGUGCCUUUUUAUUUUAUUUUUUUCUACUUUACAGUCAAAGCAAAAAGUGUCUAAUAAUAUGCUAAAAUGAAAAACAAGUUGCCUCUGUAACGUUUAGAACAAAGCUAUACACCAUCAAAGUGUACACGUUUGUGGAUACUGUGUAUGUAUAUAUGUCAUAUAUACAUAGACCAUGUAUGCACUUACUAAGUCAUUUCUAUAAAGUGACUUCUGCAUUCAACCCUCAUCGGCAUCUGUUGAGUCCAGUAACGCCUAAUAAUAAUCCGUGACGCUGCAGUUGGAUGAAAACAAACAAAAAAAAACACAACCACGUACACACAAAGCCAUUUUGCUUUCCUCCUCGUUAGCCAAGCGACGGCGGGCACUUACGGGACGUGUCCUUCAGCUUCAUCGCUCACUUAAGACUUUUUCUUUAUUUUUGGGGAGAAACACACCCGUGCACUUUAGGCCGUCCUGUUGAGGAGCCGCCACUGUUGUGGAGUUUUUCUCGCUCUUCUCCCGCUUGCCACAACAGCGCCCUGCUUCUCUCCUUUAUUUUCUGCUCCUUUUUUUUUGUCUUUUCCCUUUCUCGUUUGGGUCUUUGCCAGCAGACCAGUCAGUAUUUGCGAGGUGGCCACCUUUGCUUCUUGGCGCCCCUGGACGCUACGUGGCCUUUUAACUGCUUUGUAUUCAUUCAUGGUCUUAUGACUAAUAAAUCACAGUCUUAUUUUCUACUUGGAACACUUGCUGCUCUUGUUUCCAUGUAAGCUAGUGAGACGCUUUCGCUGUCGUGACUUUCACAAGUACAGCAGAUCCCCCGCUAUUCCUGACCUCACCCAGUGAGUGGCAAAAUUGUAUUUAUUUUUUCUAUAAUGAUAAUUUAACAAGAGUACCAUCAUAAUAUGAUAUAUAUUGUCAUAUAACAUCAUUUUAGUGGCAUAGCGCUGAAAUAUUUUAAAAUGUGUGCAUUUUUUAAGUUGUAAUAUGAGAAACAAACCAAACAAAAUAAAGUUUUCAGUUUUGGAAAACCCGGUUGCGGAAAAAGUUUUAAUGUUAUAAGAAUGAAGUCAAAAUAUUAUGGAAUAAAUUCAAAUUUAUAAGAAGGAACUUGAGCUAUGGAAAAAAAAUACAGCUGUGUUUAUGAGAAUAAAGUUAAAAUAAAUUCUAGAAAACAGUCGUAUUCGGGGACAAAAUGUUUGCAAUUUUUAUGAGCAUAUGACAGAAAAAAAACUCCACCCAUCUACUGUUUAUCUGAGGUCGGGUCGCCUAAGCAGGGAAGCCCAGACUUUGGAUCCCAGGGCAUUUCCUGGCCAGUUGAGAGACAUAGUCUCUCCAGUGUGUCCUUGGUCUUCCCCGAGACCUUCUGCCCUGAACACCUCCCCACGGAGGCGUCCGGGAGGCAUCCUGACCAGGUGCCCGAGCCACCUCAUCUUCAAUGCGGAGGAGCGGCGCUUCUACAAGUACUCGAGCCUCUCCUUCUCUCCUUAUCUCUCAGGGAGAGCUCAGCCACCAUACGGAGAAAACUCAUUUCGGCUGCUUGUACCCGCCAACUUGUCCUUUCGGUCACUAUAGAGUUGAAAUAUGGAAGAAAAAAAAUAUUUUUUUUGAAGGUCGUAAUACGAGAAACAAAACAAAAGAAAGUUGCCAUUUUUGGAAAAUUAAGGUGCGGGAAAAAGUUCAAAUGUUAUGAGAAUAAAGUCAAAAUAUUAUGGAAUAAAGUCAUAAUUAUGAGAAGACCAUUUACAAGAAGGUAGUUGAGAUAGUUGGAAAAUUAAAAAGAAACAGCCGAAAUGACAAAAGCAGCAAUUUUAUGAGAAUAAAGUCAAAAUAUUAAGAGAAAAAAGUUGUAUUCUAACACGGGGAAAAGAGUAGCAAUUUUAUGAAUGAGCAUAAACUCGUAAGUCGAGUGAAGUCGAUACUAAACCUGUAUGACAAAGAUGCAGUUUUUUUGUUGAUAUAUAUAUAUAUAUAUAUCACUUCUAUGCAUUUUUUUUUAACAAAAUAUCAAAGACCAAGUUGCAUCCUUUCAUUUUUCACUAUGUGGCCCUGGCUGGAAAAUCCUUUGGACACCUCUGCCCUGUAAUGGAAAUUCUAACUGUUGUACACAUUCCAGGCCGACACAACGUACAACAUCAGCUCUUGUCCAAACAUCUUCCUGCUGGAAAAUGUUGAUUGACUUGUGAGACAGCCCCCUCAGCUGGAUUCAUAGCAGCAGCUCUGUUUUUCCCCCCUGCAGAUAGCGCCCUCAAACCACUUUCUAUGUCAGUUAGCAUGAAAAAACCCCGAUAAUUAUUUAUCAUUUAACGCAGAGAAAACAAAUACGUGACUGUGUGACUAUAGGCGGGAGAUCUACUGCAGCCUGCACCCCGGAGUGUCUGUUUACUCAACUGCAGAGAGGACAAGGCAUAUAUUGAAUAUACUUUGAAAAGCCAUAUAAAAAAAUAUAUAUCUACAGUAUAUACAGUAUAUAUAAUAUAUCUAUACAAUGUAUUUUUAAAAUAUAUUUCUCAACAUGAAUAUUAACUAAAACAUUAUAGAUUACAAUACACGAUGUCAUAACAACACUUAUAAUAUCAAAUUUUGCUGCUUCAGUCGCCCGGUUUUCAAAAUUGUGGUCAAAUAUUAUGUACAUUUAAGCAAUUGUUGCAGAUUUUCUUUUUGCCAAAAUGAAGCAUUUUCAAGCAUGAAAAUGUCAAAAUUAAGUCAAAUACAGGGUGACACAAAAAAAUAGGACCUUUUUUAGUAAUCCAAUAAACCCAAGAGUGAUGGAAGAAAAAUAUUUUAUUCAAAGUAAUUGAAACCUUAAAACGUGCCAUUUAAGAAACAAUGAUGGAAUGUUCAUGUUUUAAAAAUGACGUCCCGUAGAUGGCAUCGUCCUGUAUCAGCAUUCUUGAAAUCGGCUGAUUCCUCAUCGACCGCUACAACAUCUCAGCUGGGAUAUUGUGAAUUUCAUCCUGAAUUCUCAGUUUUAACUCAUUCUGAGUUGAGUCGUGUACACUUUACUCUUGAGAUAGCUCCACAAUCUAGGGGACCAGGGAAGAGUUACCGAAUCUUGAGAGGGUUACCGAACAAUUCUCGCACAGCCUCCAAUGGUUUGGCGUGCAGUGUGUGAUGCUGCUCCAUUCUGCUGAAACCAGGUUUCUUGAACGUGUGGAAAAUUGUUCCGUUCAGGUGUAAGGAAGAAUUGUAACAUCCACACGUAACGAUUCACAGCGACAGUGACUGAGAUCCCUUGUUCAUUUUCAAACAAAUAAGGUCUGAUGAUGCCAUGUAAUGAAACAGCAGACCAUACUGUCACCUUGCUAGCGUGUAAAGGGCACUCAUGAACUUCAUUAGGAUUUGUAUCUGCCCAGCAACGGUAGUUCUACUUAUUCACGUAACCUGUGAGAUCAAAAUGGGCUUGAUCGGACAUCCAUAGCUUGCUUAGCAAUUCAUCUUCAUUGUUUAUAUUGAUGGAACAGCACCAUGGCGUCCCAAGUUGUGAAAACGUAGGAACUCCCUCUGCGCAGCUGUCAAACGAUCACUGUUUUUAUAAAACAUUUUUAUGGCUAACGCACGCUGUCGCCCAUUCCACUUAUCCAUGGUUACUAAGAUGGGGGAGUGUUUACUUGCUCAAGGUCACUGUCUCGCAGUGCUUCCAAAGAUGUCGGGAUGAUAUGCAGUAGUCUGCACUGGUCACUAGGGGUCAGUAAUGUUGCAUGGAUGAGACAACGAGACAGCCACCGCAGGAAGUACUGUACGAAAUGACCAAGUAAAAGAACUUUCACAAUGUAAACAAAUGUGAGUCUAUAUUAUGUCUUAAAUGUCUUAUUUUCUUGUA